AUGUCUGGAAUGCUUAAACUCUUACGCUACAGACAACUGGGCAAAUCGGCUGAAGACGCGCCCACAGAGUGUGAGGCAGAAAUAGAGACAGACGAGCAAAAAUUUCCUACUCACCAAAAUCUCCAACGCUAUCGUGUAACUCGGUCCGUUCUGACCGAACCGGUUGCCAUGAUCAUCACCAAGUGGAGCCAGCCCGACAACAUGAGUCGACCACAUGCCCUCUUCACUCUGGGCCUCAUGUUUCUUGUCGUCUGUCAAGCUCAACGACUGCCUCAUUUCCAGCCGUCUCAGUUGCCAACCAGCCAUUCCAGAACUCUGUUCGGACGACCACCAAGCCCUUAUGGUCCACGGUACCACGGGCUGCCGGAACCGGUACAUUCAUCGGCAGAA
Messenger RNA from Protopolystoma xenopodis, 390 nucleotides. The record is from the annotation of a GenBank genome assembly. NCBI's taxonomy places the organism in Eukaryota, Metazoa, Platyhelminthes, Monogenea, Polystomatidea, Polystomatidae.